Lasiodiplodia theobromae is the source of this 996-nucleotide messenger RNA. RefSeq lists its product as uncharacterized. NCBI's taxonomy places the organism in Eukaryota, Fungi, Ascomycota, Dothideomycetes, Botryosphaeriales, Botryosphaeriaceae. Gene Ontology annotation, cellular component: Golgi apparatus. The record is from RefSeq and is a predicted model, not a curated record. The transcript is spliced from 4 exons. Bases 1 to 996 code for a protein of 331 amino acids.
AUGUACAGACCACGCACGAAAUGGGAAUGGGCAUUCCUAUCAGUAGUAGUGCUUCAGGCCAUGGCUGUAACUUCUCUGCAAGGUCUCCUUCUGAACGACUACCGAAAGCGGAUCGAGCCGAUCAUCUCAGACGCCCAGUCGGGAAGUCCGAUCCCCGUGACGGUCGGGCUCGUCGCCUUUGACUGCUUCGGCCAAAUCGCCUUCGCGAUCGACGGGUUGCGGUCCAAGAACAACAUCCAGCUGUUCACCGUCUGCGUUUGCAACAGCUGCAUCUUCCUCGUCGCAUUCCUCCAGUACAUGCAGAUCCACGAAACAGUCCUCACUGCCUCUCUCCAACUUCCCGCCGAGUCCGCCGACCAUAUCUGGCAAUCGACGAAGCCGAUCCUGCUAGCCACGCUGGUCAGCAUCGGCGCGUGCAGCGCCGCUCUGCCUUUCGUCACCUUCUACCUGCACCAAGAAUUCGCAUGGGCCAUCUACAAGCACAUCAGCGCCGAUCUGGACGUGCGGCGGCGCCAUCUGCAGUACCAACUCUACCUCGUCUCGGCCAAGCUCUGCGUCUGCGCCACCGCCAGCUUCCUCUUCAUCUACGCCUUCGUUGAGCUCCGCCCUACGCAACCGGAGUUCGCCAUCACCAUGCUCCUCGUCCCCGUCGCCGUGUGCAAGCCGCUGCUAGCCGUGUACUGCAUCAAGCGCGAGGCGGCGGCCGGCACCGCUGCUGUGAUAAUUCUCUACGUAGCAGAAGCUCUGUACCUGCUGAGCAGGAUGGCGGCGAUCAUCGGUAAGAGCGGGCAGAGCGCCGCGGACGACGCGAUAGUCUUGUUCGCGGCCGCGGCGCUGUUCUGCGCCAUCGCGACCCUCGCUGCGGCGGUGCGGUGCCGAUGGAAUUUCGGGCGCGGGUUGAAACCUCUGCUACUCGCGCACGGGAGGGAGCCUGGAUCUGAGCUAGAGUUCUCGCAGAGCGAGCUGCGUCUCGUGCGGCGGUUCUCGAUGGACUGA